AUGUUACCGAGUAUUUUGGAGGCCAUACCGAACACCGGGAUCGAUGAGGCAGAGAAGGUGCUUCGGCAGAGUUGGCCAUCACUUCUCAAGCUUAAGGGUUCAGCGCAAGCCAGGUUCUGCGCCGAUGCGGAGUCCUUCCUUAAGACGCAGCUCACCAAGAGAUCAGCGCCAAUCGAUACCUUGACUAUCUUUACCAUCAUCUAUGUGGCCGCAGUGCACGCCAUCCACUGUGGCCUUGCCGCCCCAGUCCGAUGGAUCACAGCACAGGACAGCCCCUUCCGCCCAUCGAUGCCUGUUGAGCACGCGCUGCCGUCACGCACCGAGGCCGCGCGAGUCAUCGCCAGUGUGUGCGAGCAGCUUCUGCUCGCAAACGCCAAGGUAGCGAGUAUGUACUUCAGCAAGCUGCUGCGUGAAACAGCCAUGGGGGUACCUCUUUUGGCGCUUGUGCUUCGCGCGUACGGCGAGGCGGCGGUGGACGUGCUGUCAGCCCGCUCAGAGGACCGACAGGACCUCCAGAGCUGCGUUGAGCAUCUCGCUCUAGCAACACACACAUUUAGCGAUUCCACGUCAGACGAUGCUCUCACAAUAGCCCAUCCAAUCCUUCUGCACGUCGCCCGUGUGAGUGGUUGCACUCAGGAUGCAAUACAACUCUUGUGCCGUCCCAUCUACUCCGUCAGCCCAAUGCUGACGGGUAUUGGCCUGUCCGACUACAUCGCCUACUACGCAGAGGCUGCGCUCCUGCUUGCUGCGCACGAGCAGUAUGCGAGCGCCAUGUACGCCCUUGUGCCAGUGAGCCGGCUUCCUCCAUCGCGCGGAACGGAGGAAGGCGAGAUUGGAAGUUGUAACGGGAUCGGUGAGGAAGACGUCCCACCCUGGCUUGACGAGCUCGAGGAUGCGGAAGCGGAUGUGCACGAUCCCGCCCCCCAAAGUGGUAGUUAUGCUGCCGACUCUAGCCGGACUUCCGUCACUGGUACCUAUAGCUCCCUCCCUGCUCAGCAGCUGUUGUUGCUCUAUCCGUGGUACCGCACAGAGCGCAUUGGGGCGACGCGGAAGUACACCAUCGAGCCCAAAGAUGGUAUCACUGAGGUAGGUGCCUUUGGGUGGCGAGGCAUCUUGGCUCUGUCUGCUAUCGAACGAGAAAUAGACCGCCGCAUCGCUGCUUGGGCAAACCGUUUGGGCAUCGUGCUACUCGCCGCGGCCUUCGGCGGCGGAAGUCCACGUGGCGUGAUGGCGCUCGCAGAGCCAGUAAGGCGGCGGGUUGUGGACGACGAAGAGGCGCCGUCCAUCUGGACUGGCAUGGCAUCGGCAAUCGCUGGCCACGUGUGCUUCCCGCACCCGCUGUUCGGUAUCCUGACGGAGACAACUCCCGUGUCGCUCCAAUCCUUUGUGCACAUCGCCACGACCAACAGGGCGGCGAGUGCGCGGGUCUACACGGACCUUCUUGUGGCAAUCGCUCGGCGAGAUGCGGAAAAUGCGCAACGGUGCCUUGGCAAUGCCGCGAAUGUCGCAUUGUUCACAGCAGACCUCACCUUGGAUGUGGUCAGGGCAACGGUGCUGUGUCAGCUUCCGCGCCACAUUCUACUGGAUGUGGCGCGCAUGUACGCUCAUGUACCGAUGCAAAUGUUGUUGGACCGGAUACAACUCACACGCGCAGCCGCGAAAGCCAACAGCGCGACUCCAGCUAACGAAAGCGAAGAAGAAGAGAAGGCGCCGAAUCCCGCCACUAUGGAAAGCAGAUACGCGCUUGUGCAGCUAUUGGUCAACAUGUGCGCCACGGGAGAUCUUGCGUCUUCCCACAUCUGCGUCGCUGCCGCUCCCGCAGCUGAUGCGGCCGCGAUUGCACACGUAACUUUUUACCCGGUCGAAGAGGUGGUCAAGCAGCUGAACAGUGGCACCGCAUCCUUUUCUGUGUCCACUGCCAGUGUGAAGUGGAUGUUGCCGUCCUCAGCAGCUCACCUGCAGCGCUGUGCUCACAUUGUGCAGUUUCCAAUCCACCAAUACACAGGUGCCUUCCCUGACACCUCUCUUGUCCCAAUGCUGGCACAGCUGCAGGAGCUCCAGAGGGUCGUGGAUGCCGACGCCGAAGAAAUUCGUGACACGGGGCUUGUUUAG
Messenger RNA from Leishmania braziliensis MHOM/BR/75/M2904, 2112 nucleotides. RefSeq lists its product as hypothetical. Lineage: Eukaryota; Euglenozoa; Kinetoplastea; Trypanosomatida; Trypanosomatidae. The coding region runs from base 1 to 2112 and encodes 703 amino acids. The record is from RefSeq and is a predicted model, not a curated record. The transcript has a single exon.